CCUGUUUCCUGCAAAUCUUGUUGCUGCAGCUUUCCGAACGUAUGCGACAGAAUAUAAGAUGCUGCUCAGAAACACUACCUCUGGAAAUGUCACGUGGGAAAAGAUCCCUGUCGGUACUGAGAUUGAAGGGAUGAAUAUCCUGGGACUGGUGCUGUUCGCUCUGAUUUUAGGAGUGGCGCUGAAAAAGCUUGGCCAGGAAGGGGAAGAUCUGAUUCGCUUCUUUAAUUCAUUCAAUGAGGCAACUAUGGUCUUGGUUUCCUGGAUUAUGUGGUAUGUACCUAUUGGCAUUAUGUUCCUUGUUGGGAGCAAGAUUGUGGAAAUGGAAGAUAUUGUGCUUCUGGUGACCAGUCUGGGAAAAUACAUCUUCGCCUCUAUUCUGGGCCACUUCAUCCAUGGAGGAAUCAUUCUGCCGCUUAUUUAUUUUGCAUCCACACGUCAAAAUCCGUAUCGUUUUCUCUUAGGACUUAUUACACCACUUGCCACUGCUUUUGCCACUUGCUCCAGCUCAGCCACUCUCCCAUCGAUGAUCAAGUGUAUUGAAGAGAACAAUGGAGUCGACAAGAGGAUCAGCAGGUUUAUCCUUCCUAUCGGAGCGACUGUAAACAUGGAUGGAGCUGCUAUUUUUCAGUGCAUGGCAGCUGUGUUUAUUGCUCAGCUGAACAAUGUCGACCUCAACCCUGGGCAAAUCUUCACAAUUCUUGUGACAGCUACCGCAUCCAGUGUGGGUGCAGCCGGGGUCCCAGCCGGAGGAGUCCUCACCAUCGCUAUCAUCUUGGAGGCCAUUGGACUUCCGACCAACGAUCUCUCCUUGAUAUUAGCGGUGGACUGGAUUGUGGACCGAACCACCACAGUUGUGAAUGUGGAAGGGGAUGCCCUAGGAGCGGGCAUCCUUAAUUACCUGAAUGAGAAAGAAAAGAAAGACAAAGAGCAGGAGCUAAAGGAAGUCAACGUAGAAGCAGUUGCUAACAGCAAGUCUGAAGGGGAAACAUCGCCUUUGGUAACCCACAAAAACCAAGUCUCCAACGCAACCAGUACAGCAGACCCUGAAUCCAAGGAAUCAGUAUUGUGAACUAGAGGCCGUUCGUCAACAUGCAUCCUAGAGGUGGACCGGGGACUUGUUAACGCACCUAGACAUUUGCAGUGCUAACAAGGGCUGGAUGGCUCUUGAAAGUUUUCAGUUCCAGUCUGUUUUGAAAUAUGCUGGCCUGGGGAAGGGGAGGGAGGUGGGGUGGGCAGAGAAGGGGUGUUGAGAAAGAACACUAGCUUUAUGAUAGUAUUUUGAUAAUUCAUCUGUAUACAUGUAUAUGUGUUCCAUGUGCACACACAUAUACAUGAAAACUGCCAUUGAGACUUUUGGUUUAACAAGACUUCUGUUAGUAAAUGCUCAUAUGGUUUGGAGAUGGGGAAGUAGACAAACCCAGUAUGUGCUUAUGGUGGGGAAAAAUUAGUAAGCUUAUUGUGCUGCUGUUCGAAUGGAGAUGCAGUCUAGAAACUCCAGAGUGGGUGAAAAUGUUGCUUAAAUUUAGUUUCUGGCCUGGAAACACUUACCGACCAUUACAGACACGAUAUGAAGCAACAUUUUUCUCCCACUCUCCUUCCCCUCCUGUUCUCCGAUCCCUUAAAAAUGUCAAAUAUAUCCUGAAAACUAGCC
Messenger RNA from Aptenodytes forsteri (emperor penguin), 1651 nucleotides. It is a transcript of the gene SLC1A4, whose product is annotated as solute carrier family 1 member 4. The transcript is spliced from 7 exons. Lineage: Eukaryota; Metazoa; Chordata; Aves; Sphenisciformes; Spheniscidae. Gene Ontology annotation, molecular function: L-aspartate transmembrane transporter activity; L-serine transmembrane transporter activity; symporter activity. The record is from RefSeq and is a predicted model, not a curated record. Gene Ontology annotation, cellular component: plasma membrane. Gene Ontology annotation, biological process: L-serine transport; L-glutamate transmembrane transport. The coding region runs from base 59 to 1069 and encodes 336 amino acids.